AUGGUGCUACGAACAAUCAACAAAGUUGUGAUCUUAAUGUUGAAUACUUCUUUGGGUGCAGCAGCAGCAGCCUUCCGAAAUAAUCCUGCUGGAUUGAAUGCAGCAACUAGUCUAGUGUCAGAUAUUGGAUGGAGAGAGACCCUGAGAGAAGCAGCUACUGAUUUUGAUGCAGCAGCAGCAGCCACCCGAAAUACCCCUGCUAGAUGGAAUGCAGGUAUUCGAGGGUUACAAAUUAGAGGGGGAGAGAGAGACCGUUAAUCGAGAGGGAAGAGUAUUCCAGUUGAUGAAUGACUUCGAUAAGCAUCCCAUCUUUAAUAAGCUAAUCGAGUCGGCCGAUGUCUCUGAGUUGCGGCGGAUUGUAGCCAAGAUAGUUUCGCAGCCUGAAUCACUUAUCAAGGCAUCUCUUAAUCCACAUGGCAUAAAAUCAGUUCGGAAGCUUAUCAAAGUGCUUGGAAAGACAGGCUUGGUUUCUGAUAUGAAUACAGCUAUCUGCACUGGCAAUGGAUUCUAUAGAUUGAUGAUACAUCCAAUCGGAUCUUCUGUUAUAUUUAGGUGUCUUGAUGUAGCUAGUUCUGAGCAUAACAAGUUGCUAUACGAAGCAGCCAUAACGUACUGUCUCGAGCUGGCCAAACAUGAAAGAGGAUGCACAAACUUGAAAAAGUUCAUCACAUCUUGCAGAGGCCAAGGCAGACAACAACUCCUAGAUUUUAUUGCAGAACAUUCGUUGUAACUCUCUCAGGAUCCCACUGGGAACUAUGUAUUGCAGCAUGUCUUAGCAUUUCAUGAUCCUGCCUUGACCGAUUAGAUCUGCUCUGUUUUGAGCGGCCACUAUGUACAAAUUUCUUUACGGAAAGGUGGCAGUCAUGUGGUGGAGAGAUGCUUACAAUCU
Molecule: messenger RNA, 889 nt
Organism: Juglans microcarpa x Juglans regia
Lineage: Eukaryota; Viridiplantae; Streptophyta; Magnoliopsida; Fagales; Juglandaceae
Product: putative pumilio homolog 8, chloroplastic
Exons: 4
Coding region: 167-730 (187 amino acids)
Biological process (GO): post-transcriptional regulation of gene expression
Cellular component (GO): cytoplasm
Molecular function (GO): mRNA binding
Source: RefSeq, a predicted model, not a curated record